This is a messenger RNA of Notechis scutatus (mainland tiger snake), 391 nucleotides long. The record is from RefSeq and is a predicted model, not a curated record. NCBI's taxonomy places the organism in Eukaryota, Metazoa, Chordata, Lepidosauria, Squamata, Elapidae.
ACUCUUUACUAUGCCAAGAAUUCCAAGUCCUUAAUAUUCGAUGAGGUUGACCUCUCAGAUGCCAGCGUGGCUGAAUCGAGCACCAAAAACGUCAACAACAGCUUCACGAUCAUCACUCCGUUCCGAAGGUUGAUAUUGUGUGCAGAGAACAGAAAAGAGAUGGAAGACUGGAUUAGUUCUCUCAAGUCUGUCCAGUCCCGAGAACAUUAUGAGGCAGCCCAGUUUAACGUGGAACAUUUCUCAGGGAUGCACAACUGGUAUGCUUGUUCCCACGCGAGGCCCACUUUUUGCAACGUCUGCCGUGAGAGCCUCUCUGGAGUCACUUCCCACGGUUUGUCUUGCGAAGGUAAAUCAGUCCACACUGAAUCAUCAUUUAGCACGAAAAUGCAAA